AAAAAACGUCAUUUCGGCCAACACAGUAAAAAUGGCUACCUCGGCCACUACUGCUCCUGUCGGAGUGCAGCAGAUUCAGGCUGUUUUCAUGAAAAGCAGCGUUGUUGUGAAAUCAAUUUGUGGUGUGAUCAUUUUUCUAUAUUUCAUAUCGUUCCUGGUUAACAAUGACAAGUAUUUGGAAGCUCUUGCAGUAACUCCAGGCCUCAUAUUUCCACCAAGUUUUCGCGUCUGGACGUUGUUUACACACCCGUUUAUUGAAGUGCAUUUGUGGCUUGUUCUCCACGACGUGGCUCUUGUGUUAUUAUGUGGCAGACUCAUCGAACCUCUGUGGAGUGCACUAGAAAUGUUGAUUUUCUUCGCUAUUGUAACAGUUGGUUCAGCGAUCAUAACUUCAUUUCUUUAUUUGUUUAUGUACCUAUCAACUGUAAAUAUUACAUACCUUUUUGAUACACACAUAUUUGGACUCGCUGGUUAUGCAGGAGCAGUGACCAUCGCUCUCAAACAGUCGAUGGGAGAUGGGGAAUUGCCUCCCAAAGUGGCAAGAUUGAGAGUGCACCAUCUUCCAGUUUUGCUCCUUGUAUCAUCGUUUUUGCUUCGGUUUAUAGGAAUAGUACCACCCACACAUCCGUUCAUGAUAUUAACAGGUAUGUUGACAGGAUGGGUGUAUCUUCGGUUCUACCAGCGACAAACAGAUGGAAGCAGAGGAGACAUGGCCGACACUUUUUCAUUUGCAAGCUUCUUCCCAGAGGUUAUUCGACCAUUUGUUGCUAUAUUAGCAAACACGGUUCACAGUGUGCUAGUAAAGAUCAAGGUGUGUAAGAAGCAAAUAAGGAAAUAUGAUGUUGGUGCACCAUCUCCAAUCACAAUUAGUCUACCCGGUACAGACCCUGCAGAUGCUGAAAGAAGAAGGCAAAUAGCUCUGAAGGCCUUGAACGAACGACUGAGUAAGGUUGAGGAACAGACGGCAUGGCCUAGCAUGGAUGACCAGCUUUCUUCUACAGACCCGGCUUCCCCAGCACCUUCAAGCGUCUCCCUCAUGAGUGAUGCCAACCCUAAGGAUAGUGUAGAGAUCAACCUGGAUGAUCCAAGAUCCAGCGGGAUCGCCUAGCAUUGAGGCCGGGAGGCAGUAGGGUUGGAGAGUUGUAUUUUUUUUGGUAUAAGGAAUAGAGCAGAGAAGAUGGUGGUCGCGAGUCUCCGAUAUCUUAGCACGGAACCUUGAACCUUUAAAAGGUACAGCCUUAGAGGUCAAUUACAUUGACAAAUUGAUUUGCUACCUUCAGUUUUAUGGUCUCUACAUGAAACUGUUAAUAAAUUUAAAGGAAACUCCUCAAAAGAUAAUGAGUUUAUUGCUGUACAUGGAAGAGAUAAAGGUGGUUUGAUUCUUUGCUCAUUGUUGGCCAAGUCAGAUAAUUCAUUUAUGUAUUAGUAUGUGAUUGAUAGGCUUCAAAGUGCAUCAUUUCUUGGUGUUUUUUUUUUCAUAGGGAAAUUGCAAGAGAGGGAUCUGAUAGCUUGAGGGAAUUUCACCAUUACAAUGUAGCUUGUUUAUUACUUGUUUUGUACAUCUAAACUGAAUUAACAUUUAUUCUGGAAAUGUGUAAAUUUUUCAUAUAUAGCAAAGAGCUCUGCAAAUAGAGGUAUUUAUGCUCAAUAAACCCAGAAAUGUAUUAAAAGAAUCAUUCUUUGUUAGUGGUGCAUGUAGCUAUAAAAUGGUCAACCUGUGUCUUGAGUUAUGUAUGUUAUAGUACCAGAAUCUAUAUACAUGUAACAGGUACCUUGUAUUUGAUCUCAGUACAUACAAAUAUAUAGGUGGACUAACCUGUCUUUAUUCAUCAAUCAAGCUUCCUCUAUGAAAAUACAAGAAAUGUUUAAUGGUAACUGCUUCUGCAAAACUGUAUGUUUUGUUUCUUUCUAUUAUGACCACGGUGUGAUGUGAUAUUGGAGUUAGUAGAGGUCUAAUGGGCAUGACAAUUGUGAUUUUGUAGUUCCUGAAAUGCACUUGUUAUUGUGUAUGUACAUGUAUGUGAAGUUAUUAUUUAUGAUGGAAUAUAACCAAUUGUGAUCAUUCAGCUGCCCAAUUUGGAUCAAUAGUAGGGCAAUUAAUGAAAGUUAUUUUGCUUUGAUAAUCUACUGGUUAAUUUUUUUAAAGGUAUGUGAAUAUAAUGAAUGGAAAAAUCACCCAGUAUUACCCCUAACAUAUGUCUUCAUCAUAAAGAGCAGAACACGCUCUUGCAACAGUGAUAUUGAGUGAAUGUAUGAAAAAUCAUAUAAACAAUGCACCUGUAAUUCAGUGUUCGGUGUGUCUUUUGACAUUUUUCCAGCAGACACAUCUCAUUUUCCACAAAAUUUAUGUGAAUAUAAUUAAUGGAAGCAGUGAAAAAAUACACGGGGGCUCGGGGCGAAAUAGCCCCCAAAAUGCCCAAAAGAGCCCCAGAAAAUCGGAAUAGAGCCUCCGUAAAAAUUUGCAUAGAGUUCAAUGUAUAACAAAUUUUAGAAUGUUAUUUUCAUGCAGGCAAGCUUGAAAAGUAGCCCCCGAAAAAUAAAUAUUAAUUUUUUCCCUGAUUGGAAGAAUCGCCCUGUAUUACCCCUAUCACAUGUCUUCAUCAUAAAGAGCAGAACACGCUCUUGCAACAGUAAUAUUGAGUGAUGAAAUGUACAGAAUGUAUGAAAAAUCAUAUAAACAACGCACCUGUAACUCGGUGUGCAGUGUGUCUUUUGACGCUCUUCCAGCAGUUACAUCUCAUUUUUCACAAAAUUUAUGUAAAUCUUAUUCCAGUUUGCCCUGUCCAAUACACCAAUGAAAUUAUUUAAAAGUGCCAUUGAACAUCAUUUGUUCCUCCUAUUGUAUUACUUAUUUAUAAUACGUUUCUCAGUUAUGUAUUCUGUUCUUGUUAUGAAAUUUUAAUCAUACCGGUAGAUUACGAAUACCCUCCUUUUUUUUGUGUGUAAAUGUAUGCAUUUUGUCGUAUUUUGUUGUAAUAGUAUUGAACAUGUAAUGAAUUAUUAUUCUUAUACUCCACACCAUCCACUCUCAAGAUAUAAUUACUAUACAUGAAAAACAAAAUAUCUCUUGGGGUAUAAACAAAAACAUACUUGACACAAGUGUCUCUCUCUUCACUGAUAGAAUUUAAUGAUUGAAGAAGUGCUUCUACUACAUUAUGACAUGAUUAUAUAUGUAUACAGUUAAAAACUAAAUUAUUCAUACCCUUACCAAGUUUUGUAAUUUUUUAAGUAUGUCAAAAAUUGAUUUGUCCCAAUUUGUAUUUCUUGAAAAUGUGAAAUAUCAAAGCUUCUAAAAUUAUUCAAUAAAGGCCCUAAUUCAAUCAGUCCACCUUUCAUUCUUAAAUUACAAGUAUACAAAAAACAUCAAACUUACAAGGGGUAUCAAUAAUUUAGUUGUUAACUGUAUGUCAUUGUAGAGCAACAGCAAGUUAAUAGUUUGAUGUUCAUGUUAGUCCCUUUUUCUUUUAAGUGUAUGCAAAGAACAAUAAAUGUGUAAUUCACGCAAGUGUGCUGUAGAAUGCAUCAUAUGCAAUCUAUAAAAGUUUAUUUUGGGAAGAAACAAUGCGUUAAAUAGAAGACUACUGCUUGGUAGAAAGAGCAUGAGCAUAUAAACAUGGAACUGAGUUUUAUAUCAAGUCACAGUAGAUGUAAAAACUUUGAAUAGAUGGCGAGAUCAUGUUUGAUGAGGCAGUCAGUUACCAAAUACAUGUAUAUGAGUCUUCACUCUUCACAUGGCUGAAAUUAAAAGCGCUUUGUAAUUGUUUGUGCUUAUUAUGUCUGCAUAUCAAUAUAUUAUGGUACUCCACUAACAUAGAAUUCUAUUCAAGUUUAGUAAUAUACCAAGUCAAUCAUCCGAUUUGUCAUAAUAGGUUGUAAAUUUUCCUGAUUACUCUUGAUAAUGAUAAUGAUUGAAAUAAAGCAUUAAUAAAAAUCAAGAUUAAA
Messenger RNA from Strongylocentrotus purpuratus (purple sea urchin), 3942 nucleotides. RefSeq names its product transmembrane protein 115-like. The coding region runs from base 32 to 1108 and encodes 358 amino acids. The record is from RefSeq and is a predicted model, not a curated record. Gene Ontology annotation, cellular component: Golgi apparatus; membrane. The transcript has 4 exons. Gene Ontology annotation, biological process: retrograde vesicle-mediated transport, Golgi to endoplasmic reticulum. NCBI's taxonomy places the organism in Eukaryota, Metazoa, Echinodermata, Echinoidea, Camarodonta, Strongylocentrotidae.